Solea senegalensis (Senegalese sole) is the source of this 2143-nucleotide messenger RNA. RefSeq names its product fibulin-7-like. Lineage: Eukaryota; Metazoa; Chordata; Actinopteri; Pleuronectiformes; Soleidae. The transcript is spliced from 8 exons. Bases 30 to 1370 code for a protein of 446 amino acids. The record is from RefSeq and is a predicted model, not a curated record. Gene Ontology annotation, molecular function: calcium ion binding.
AGAACACCAGAUUGGUUUUAAGAGGAAACAUGUUUGUUCCGGCUGCAGUCGUCAUCACCUUUGUGUGUUUCUGCUCCUUCCAGGCAACAUUUGGACAGGACUGCCGCAGCAGGCAGGAAAUACAAGGCUCUCUGAAGCAGGUCCAGAAGCUCCUCUCAGCCCAUGAAGCCUCCUAUUUACAGAGUCUAAGCAAUCUGAAGAAGAAAAUAAACUCACUGCAGAGCAACGCAGGGAAGCAGACAACAAAAGCCGCCAACAGUACCUGCGCAAAACUGGACGCACCCAUCAAUGGAAGGAAACUUGGCAAGUCCCACAGUGUGAGCCACGAGGUCCACUUUCUGUGUGACCCCGGCUAUGAACUGGUGGGGUCAGAGAGCAGGGUGUGUCAGGAAAGCCUGACAUGGAGUGGCCAGCAGCCGACCUGCCGAGACAUCAAUGAGUGUGUGUCCUCUCCAUGCCUGAACGGUGGGACAUGUGUGGAUGAGGUGAACCAGUUCUCUUGUGUCUGUGCCAAAGGCUGGAUUGGAGCUACUUGUCAGAGCACUGUACCAACAUUCUUUGCUACCAUGACCAACACCUCUGCAGCCACCUCUGCUGCUGCUGCUACCUUGCCAGCUGCCACCACUGGGCCCUUUGUCCGUCCAUCACGUUGCAGUAUAGUGCAGGGGACGACCCACUGCACCUGCGAGGCAGGAUACACCAUCUCUGGAAGGGACAGCAGCACCUGCACUGAUAUAGAUGAAUGUGAGCUGUUCCAUAAUGGGCAGGCUGGGAGACUGUGUUUACAUGCUUGUAUUAACACUCCCGGAGGCUACCGCUGCUCCUGUCCUGUCGGAUAUAAUGUGACCCGUGAUGGGCGCAGCUGUAAAGACAUUGAUGAGUGUGCCACGAGACAAAACAAUUGCACUAAGGACCACAUGUGCAUUAAUACAUAUGGCAGUUUCCAGUGUGUCAGUGUGGACUGCCCCAAAAUCCCUAAUGCUACAUACGUCAAGACGUCGCCUAUGCGCUGUGAACGUAACCCCUGUCCUGUGGACAACAAGGCGUGUACUCAGACACCAAAUUCCUUCUCCUACCAUUACAUGGCCCUUGUGUCCAACCUGUCAGCUCCUCGCGUCAUGUUCAGGGUCUCAGCGUUGCGUCCAAUGGGCGAAACGCUUCGCUUCUCCCUGCUCGGGGGAAGGUUAGCCAGGCGCCACUUCACAGUCCAGCGUUCAGACCGUCUGACAGGUCAACUAAUGCUGGUGAGCCCCAUACAAGGCCCGGCAACUGUGGAGGCAGAGGUGGAGAUGAGCGAGGUGGAGAAACGUGUCCAGCUGGGGAAGUACAUCACCAAAAUCACAAUGUUUGUUUCCCAGUACGAGUUCUAGAAAAGACGCAAAGGAAGUCUGGCCUAAUAUUUAGCGAUGGACAUUUGGUCAUGGAUGUCUGAUGGAUUAUGGUGACCAUAUUUAAACUCAGCUGUACAGCUGCUGAAGGAAAUGCUGCAGACAGAAUAUGAUUUCUACUGAUGUGUUGGUAUUAAAGCUGGGGUAUUUGAUUAGUGAGUCUCAUCUCCUGGUUGUUUAAUGCUAAUAUUUUGGGAUCAGGGCUCUCUGUACUGAGCCCAUACCACCACAUAAGCCUGAACAAACAAAUGCACCUUAUAUGCAACAGAAGACCCGCAAAAAUGUCUCCACAUCUGAAAUAUUCUGCUUAUACUGAAAUGUGUUUUAUUUUAUUUAUUAUCAGAAUCCCUUCUUUCUUUUUAAGUAAGUACGUGGGCAAGUGUGGUGGCCCCCUGCAUGGUGUUGUUAUGGCGAAUGUGUUGACAAAUGAUGAUUUCUUUAUUUUAAUUAUACUUAAAAGUUGUGAGAAAAUUAUUGACCAAUAGGGCCAAUAUGAGGUUACUUACCCUAGCUUUAAACCAAAGGGAAACAAUUCAAAUGGUCACCUACGUUUGGUUGAUUUCUGUAUGAGCACAAGAAUAGAAAUAACAUGACAUGAGGUGUUAACUGAUGAAAGGAGAACUCUUUAUAAAUGACAAAAAAGAUAUGUAUUCAGGUAUAUUAUGUAUUUACAUAUGCAGUGGACAUGUAUCUGUCCUACUGAUUGUAUUGUGGUCUCGAUCCAUUUUCUAUUGCACUUAUUAAACACCAUGUAA